Molecule: messenger RNA, 1434 nt
Organism: Dinoponera quadriceps
Lineage: Eukaryota; Metazoa; Arthropoda; Insecta; Hymenoptera; Formicidae
Product: forkhead box protein E4-like
Exons: 2
Coding region: 1-1434 (477 amino acids)
Biological process (GO): animal organ morphogenesis; regulation of transcription by RNA polymerase II
Cellular component (GO): nucleus
Molecular function (GO): RNA polymerase II cis-regulatory region sequence-specific DNA binding; DNA-binding transcription factor activity, RNA polymerase II-specific
Source: RefSeq, a predicted model, not a curated record
AUGGACCAGAGCGUGAUCGUGCCGUCGGUGCCGCGCGACAUCGGGGACGGCUUGAGGUUGAAGAACGAGCCCGACAUGCAGGAACCGCGAGCGGUGCUGCCGGCGAGCCUGCCGCAGGAGCAGAGCCUGGAGCCGCUGAUGUGCAACCCCGCGAGCAGCGAGCUGCCGCGUAAACCCGGCGGACGACGGCAAGAGAAGCCGCCGUACUCGUACAUCGCGCUGAUCGUGAUGGCCAUCCAGUCGAGCCCGGGCAAGCGGCUCACCCUGUCCGAGAUCUACUCGUUUCUGCAGCAACGCUUCCCGUUCUUCCGCGGCGCUUACCAGGGCUGGAAGAACUCGGUGCGACACAAUCUCAGCCUGAACGAGUGCUUCAUCAAGCUGCCCAAGGGCUUGGGGAGGCCCGGCAAGGGCCAUUACUGGACCAUCGACCCGUCCACGGAGUACAUGUUCGAGGAGGGCAGCUUCCGGCGACGACCGCGUGGCUUCCGGCGCAAAUGCCAGGCGCUGAAGCCGCAGUACCCGCAGUACUACACCAGCCCGGCCGGUCCCGUGCAGACAUCCGGCUACGAGAACCUAACCGGCGGCGGCAUCGAGUACACCAACGGUUACCAGAACCACCAGUACCAAAACUAUCAAGAAUACGCGAUGUACGCGCCGAGCGCGGCGGCUGCGGCGGUCUCCGCCGCCGAUUGGGCGUAUCCGGACGGCGCGGCGUACAAGUCUCCGCCGAUCGCCGAGGUCACCUACAAGACCACCGAGGUCACGUACAAGACCAGCGAGCCGACCGCGUCGGUGUACCGGAAUGGGGAGCUGGUCGCGUUCAAGAGCGAGCCAGGAUCGUUCGGCAGCAGGAGUCAGGAUCACCAGUUGACGUACAGACCCACGGAUGCUUUCUCUUCCUCCGUGAAGGAUCAGCCGCAGCAACAACAUCAUCACGUCGACUACAAAGACGAGAGCAUGAUGAACUACAAGUGCGCCAACUCGACGCCCACUACUCAAGCACCCGGACAGGAUUAUUACGUCGGCUACGGCCUCGCAGGAGUCAAUAACAACAGCGUCAACAUCGCCAUGCAAUCCAUGCAGGAGCAGCAAGCAGCCGCCGGCAGUCCAGUGGCGAACGUCAGCUCGCCGCACAGCGCCGGCUGUCAGACACCUGUCGCCGAUCACGGAAUAAAAAUGCAAUGCGCCAAUUCUAGCUCCAGCUCGAGCAGUUCCGGCGGCGGGAUCGUGGAUCGGAAGCCAUCCUACUUCGCGGCGCAUCCCGGAGGAUCGGUGACCUUGAGCUCCUUGAGCUCGCUGGGUUCGUUAAAUCUGAGUAACAUCGGCGGCCUGAGUAUAUCCAAUAUACCUGGCGCGGUGUCCACGAAUAUUCAUCACGCGUCAACGCCGCCGCCGACAACUAUGUAUUACGAUCAGAUCAAGUACAACAUGUGA